AUGACUGCCACCUCCGACGAUGCCGUUGACAAAUUGCUGCACGAAAACCGAGAAAUGCAGGCACAUGUUUAUGCCAUGAUUCAGACCAUUGAACUUCAUAUAACUUCCACGGAUGCUCUUCGUCUUGCGUUGAAGAGACCACACGUAACGAAGAAAGAGACGGGCACGCAUGAGUUACUGAGGUCCGACUCGGACACAAUCUUUCAGUUCCGCUGCAAUUCCCAUGUGCACGCGGCUCCACUCCAAACACAACCGCCCCAACACUGCUUCGCACUGGCGCCCAAGUUUCGCUGGAACCAACGGGCAACAAGGUCGCUGAAGCGGCAGGUGGACCGUGUCGGCUUGGAUGCGUGGGAGGUGAAGGACCCCGCCCGAUGGCAGGUGGUUGCUGACGCCGUCAACUACGACUCAAAGGCGACUCAAUCUGUGGAUGAUUUUCAGUGCUACCAGCAUUAUCAACAGAUGGUAGCGGCGUCUUCAGAUCGAUAUUCGGUAGAAGAAGACCACCUUAUUACCGGGAAUGAUUAUGUCAGGGGACAAUGGGAUCAUAUCGCAGCAGAUAUCUUUAAGCGCUUCGGUCAUCGCCGCACGAUAUUCCAAGUUGCUCAGAGGUAUCGCAAGCUAAAGCGAGAGCUAUAUGAGUGUACACGAAUUUCUGACGACGAGGAGGACAGUGGCACCGUUUGGAAAACAAUAGAGACUGUGAUUCUUGCGAACGACGAUGUUUACGCCGCUUCGCCUGGUGCCUCACCUGAGACAGAGGCCAUUGCGGAAUGCGCGCUGCAAAUAAAUGCGGGUCGUACAAUGCCAUGGGUAACGGAGGAUUCUAUCCGCAAGGCUCUUGUGUGGAGAAGAGUAUCCCACGGCGAUGCAGACACACUCAUGCGGCAAAACAUUUAUGCGAUUCUUCUUAGCGGUGAGGAUUACUCCUCUUCACGAGAGGCAAGAGAGGUGGGGAUGCGUGUUCUGCACUGUGAUCCUCUAGGUAUGUCGGAGGCAUCGAACCGGGCGAGGUGGCGGUACACUCAGAUUACUCUGGAGGAGGCAGCAGAGCGGCUUGCGUCGUCGUUGACGGACAUGAAGGAACGUAUUCUCGCCAAGGCGCUACGGUGGUAUGACGUUGUGUAUGCAUCAGAUUUCUUCAGGCUCUCGAUGAAUCUAUUCGGACAACGGGAUGGCGCCUUGGCAUGUUUUCUCGUCUCUAGAGAGUAUGAGCGUCGACGGAGGAGGGCACUCCCGCACAGCCGUCUGAAUUUUUUGUAG
This is a messenger RNA of Trypanosoma grayi, 1263 nucleotides long. RefSeq lists its product as hypothetical. Lineage: Eukaryota; Euglenozoa; Kinetoplastea; Trypanosomatida; Trypanosomatidae. The transcript has a single exon. The record is from RefSeq and is a predicted model, not a curated record. The coding region runs from base 1 to 1263 and encodes 420 amino acids.